GAGAGGUUUUGUUUAAGCAAUCUGUUAGUGUGAAUGAAGUACAGUGUAGAUAUGCGUGAGUGUGUGUGCUGUCUCUUCGCAAAAUCCUCAACAGUGACUAUGUCGUCCACUUAAUUUAUUUUAAUCGCGAGUGCGGGAUGUUAAACGCCUGAUUUAUACACGGUUUUUUAUCGUUCUUCGAACAUGGUUUCUUUAACAUCUCUUUUAUUUCACGUACUCACUUUCUGUGUCAUUGUCCUCGUUGCCAUUUCGACAGUACGACCUGAAGUCCGGACGGAGAAGCAACGCUAUGACGGAUGGUUCAACAAUUUGGCUCAUCCAGACUGGGGCUCUGUGGGGUCACACUUGAUUCGGAGGGCCCCCUCGGCCUACUCCGACGGGGUGUACAUGCUGGCGGGGCAAAACCGGCCCAGCCCCCGCAAGCUGAGCCGCCUUUUCAUGCGGGGCCUCGACGGCCUGGGCUCCAUGAACAACCGCACGGCCCUUUUGGCCUUCUUCGGCCAAAUGGUCACCUCUGAGGUGAUGAUGGCCUCCGAGAGCGGCUGUCCGAUCGAAAUGCACCACAUCGAGAUCGAGAAAUGCGACGAUGUGUACGAUAAAGAGUGUCGUGGGGACAAGUACAUCCCGUUCCACAGGGCCGGGUACGACAGGAAGACGGGGCAGAGCCCCAACAGCCCCCGGGAGCAGUUGAAUCAAGUGACGAGUUGGAUCGAUGGGAGUUUUAUUUAUAGUACCAGCGAGCCCUGGGUUAAUGCAAUGCGGUCGUUUCGUAAUGGCACUUUUUUGACGGAUGCCACGGGCAAAAUGCCGGUGCGGAAUUCGAUGAGAGUGCCGCUUUUUAAUAACCCUGUGCCACAUGUCAUGAAAAUGUUAAGUACUGAGAGGCUGUUUUUACUCGGCGACCCCCGAACCAACCAAAACCCCGCCCUCCUCACCAUCAGCAUUCUGUUUUUCCGAUGGCAUAAUGUCAUCGCCGAACGCGUCCAAAAAGAGCACCCGGACUGGUCCGACGAGGACGUCUUCCAACGCACGAGACGCAUCGUCGUCGCCACCGUCCAAAACAUCAUCGCUUAUGAAUACAUCCCAGCAUUCCUAGGCCAACCACUCCCGGAAUACUCCGGGUACAAACAAGACGUCCAUCCCGGAGUCACACACGUAUUUCAAAGCGCGGCUUUUCGUUACGGCCAUUCCCUGAUCCCUCCCGGACUUUAUCGAAGAGACGGUGAAUGCAACUUCGAGGAGUCUCCGAUGGGAUUAAGGCUCUGCGCCACGUGGUGGGACUCCAAUGAUGUAUUAAUUAGCCACUCUUUGGAGAAGCUCUUAAUGGGAAUGGCAUCCCAGUUGGCUGAACGUGAAGAUUCAGUUUUGUGUUCAGACGUCAGAGACAAGUUAUUCGGUCCGAUGGAGUUCUCCAGACGAGAUUUGGGAGCUUUGAACAUAAUGCGUGGCAGAGACAACGGCCUCCCUGACUACAACACAAUCCGUGCCUAUUACGGCUUGCCAAAAAUAAAAAAAUGGGCCGACAUCAACCCGAAAUUAUUCGAAGAAAAACCAGAAUUGUUGCGAGCACUUGUCUCUGCUUACGCCAACAACAUCAACAACAUUGACGUUUAUGUUGGAGGCAUGUUGGAGAGUUAUGGGGGACCUGGGGAACUCUUCACCACCGUCAUCAAGGAGCAGUUUGCGCGACUCCGAGACUCGGAUAGGUUUUGGUUCGAGAACGAGGGCAAUGGGAUUUUUACCAGAGAGGAGAUUGCGAGUUUGAGGAAAGUCACGCUGUGGGAUGUUAUUGUGAAUAGUACGAACAUCGCGCCAAAUCAUAUCCAGAAAAAUGUGUUUUUCUGGAUGAAUGGGGAUCCCUGCCCGCAGCCGAUGCAGCUGAAUACGUCCCUGAUGGAGCCGUGUAAAAUUCUGAAUGGAUACGAUUAUUUCGAGGGCAACGAAUUAGUCUACAUCUACGCUUGUGUCUUCCUGGCCUUCGUGCCAAUCCUGUGCGCUGGCGCCGGCUACGGCGUCGUCAAACUCCAAAACCGGCGCCGUCGCCGCCUCAAAAUCAAACAAGAGGAACUCCGCAACUGCGUCGAGGGCAAACUCCCCGUGGACACAAUGAUCGUCCAAGAGUGGCUCCACGCCAACCACAAACGCCUCGUCAAAAUCAAAUUCGGCCCCGAAAUCGCCAUCCACAUCAUGGGCCGAAAAGGCGAAAAACUCCGAACCGUCAACUUCAAAAACACCGAAACGGUCUACGUCGAAAUCUCCGUCGAACUGACCAAUCAAAAGAAACCAAUGCUCCUGAUCCGGGUCCCACGUGACCACGACCUCGUCAUCGAACUAGAUUCAAUCGGAUCCCGGAAAAAGUUCCUCACAAAACUGGAACUCUUCCUAACUUCGAAUAAAAAAUCCCUGAUUAUCACAGAAGUCGUGCGCGAAAUCAUGCUGGCGAAGGCGGAGACGAGCGAGCGGAGACAGAAAAAGCUGGAGCACUUCUUCAGGGAGGCGUACGCUUUGACCUUCGGGCUGAGACCCGGGGAGCGGCGUCGCAGGUCCGACGCCAGCGUCGACGGCGAGGUGGUGACCGUGAUGAGGACCUCGCUCACCAAAAGCGAGUUCGCCAGCGCCCUGGGGAUGAAGCACGACGCGGUCUUCGUGAAGAAGAUGUUCAAUAUUGUGGAUAAAGACGGCGAUGGGCGCAUCUCCUUCCAGGAGUUUCUGGACACUGUGGUGUUGUUUUCCAGAGGAAAGACCGACGAUAAGUUGAGGAUCAUCUUCGACAUGUGCGAUAACGACGGGAAUGGGGUUAUCGACAAGGAGGAGUUGUCGGAGAUGUUGAGGUCGUUGGUGGAGAUUGCGAGGACGACGAGUUUGAGCGACGAUCACGUCACGGAGUUGAUUGAGGGGAUGUUCCAGGAUGCGGGGUUACAGCAUAAGCAUUUUUUGACGUAUAAUGACUUCAAGGAGAUGAUGAAGGAGUAUAAAGGGGAGUUCGUCGCGAUUGGGUUGGAUUGUAAGGGGGCCAAACAGAACUUUUUGGACACUUCCACCAAUGUUGCAAGGAUGACUAGUUUUCACAUAGAACCGACCCUCGACUCUGAAAAAAACUACCUCGAACUGAAAUGGAACUCCCUCACUACAUUUCUGGAAGAAAACCGCCAAAACAUUUUCUACUUAUUUAUUUUCUACGUGAUAACGAUCGCUCUGUUCGUCGAACGCUUCAUACACUACUCAUUUAUGGCCGAACAUACCGACUUGCGCCACAUAAUGGGCGUCGGAAUUGCGAUAACUCGCGGCUCUGCCGCCUCUUUAUCUUUCUGUUACAGCAUUUUGUUGCUAACAAUGUCCCGGAACCUUCUUACAAAACUGAAAGAAUUCUCCAUCCAACAAUACAUUCCGCUCGACACUCACAUCCAAUUUCACAAAAUCGCAGCUUGCACAGCACUGUUUUUUUCACUGUUACACACCGUUGGCCACAUUGUCAACUUUUACCACGUCUCGACACAACCGCUCGAAAAUUUGAGAUGUCUCACAAACGAGGUGCGAUUUCCCUCGGAUUAUAAACCAGGAAUCACAUUUUGGUUGUUCCAAACAAUAACAGGUCUUACAGGAGUCUUCUUGUUUGUGAUAAUGAGCAUCAUUAUAGUAUUCGCUCACCCGACAAUCAGGAAAAAGGCCUACAACUUUUUUUGGGCCACACAUAAUCUCUAUAUAAUUUUGUACAUCCUGUGUCUUAUUCACGGACUUGCGAGACUCACAGGGGCCCCCAGAUUUUGGCUAUUUUUCAUGGGCCCUGGAACUAUUUACAUUCUUGAUAAAGUCGUGAGCUUACGCACCAAAUACAUUCCCUUGGAUGUGAUCGAAACCGAGCUUUUACCAUCCGACGUGAUAAAAAUAAAAUUUUACAGGCCACCCAAUUUGAAGUAUUUGUCAGGACAAUGGGUCCGUUUAGCUUGUACUGCCUUCAAAAGUCACGAAUUUCACUCGUUUACACUGACUUCGGCACCUCAUGAAAACUUUCUCUCGUGUCAUAUUAAAGCCCAAGGUCCUUGGACGUGGAAACUCCGAAACUACUUCGACCCCUCAAACUACAACCCGGAAGACCAGCCAAAAAUCCUCCUCGAAGGCCCCUUCGGUGGAGGCAACCAGGACUGGUACAAAUUCGAGGUCGCUGUCAUGGUUGGCGGCGGAAUCGGGGUAACCCCCUACGCCUCCAUCCUAAAUGACCUAGUUUUCGGCACUUCCACAAACCGAUACUCGGGAGUAGCGUGCAAAAAAGUUUACUUUUUAUGGAUUUGUCCGUCACACAAACACUUCGAAUGGUUCAUUGACGUGUUGCGCGAUGUUGAGAAAAAAGAUGUCACCAAUGUCUUAGAGAUUCACAUUUUCAUUACGCAAUUCUUCCAUAAGUUUGAUUUGAGAACAACAAUGUUGUACAUUUGCGAAAAUCACUUCCAACGGCUUUCGAAAACCUCGAUCUUUACCGGGCUGAAGGCAGUCAAUCACUUUGGACGCCCCGACAUGACUUCGUUUCUCAAAUUCGUCCAAAAGAGGCACAGUUAUGUGAGCAAAAUCGGGGUUUUCAGUUGCGGCCCGCGUCCCUUGACCAAGAGCGUGAUGUCGGCUUGCGACGACGUCAACAAGGGCCGAAAACUGCCCUACUUCAUCCACCACUUCGAAAACUUCGGCUAGAAAACCCUUGUGAUGUUUUUAGUGCAAUUUGUACAUAAUCUAGUGUUGUCUUAGCUCAAUUUUCCUAUUUAUAUGAAUUAAAGUAACAAAAAAAAAUUGUGUUUGUUU
Molecule: messenger RNA, 4791 nt
Organism: Tribolium castaneum (red flour beetle)
Lineage: Eukaryota; Metazoa; Arthropoda; Insecta; Coleoptera; Tenebrionidae
Gene: Duox
Product: Dual oxidase
Exons: 17
Coding region: 184-4683 (1499 amino acids)
Biological process (GO): response to oxidative stress
Molecular function (GO): peroxidase activity; calcium ion binding; heme binding
Source: RefSeq, a predicted model, not a curated record